AUGGCAUACAUUGCAACUUCAGAAGGUACUUCGGGGCAGCCGAAGCCUGAUAAUUGGGUGCCGAUCCUGGAGCAACCGCUGUCCACAAGGCGCAAGCUGAGGAUGAUCUGCCUGGGCGCCGGUUUUUCAGGUUUGACGUUAGCGUACAAGAUCAGAUAUGACAUGAAGUACGACGAUUUCAUCGACUUUCAAAUUUAUGAGAAGAAUCCCGACCUUGGAGGAACAUGGUACGAAAAUCGUUACCCUGGUGCCGCAUGCUCAACGAUCGCAGACUCGUACGUCUUCCCUUUCGAGCCCAACCCCAACUGGUCAACCUUCUACGCUGGCAGCCGUGAAAUCUGGCAGUACAUGAAAGACACUGCCGUCAAGUGGGAUCUCGAGCAGUUCGUCACGUACAAUUCGAAAGUCACAGACUCCGUAUGGGAUGACGAGAAUGGAAGAUGGAAAGUUAAAAUCGACCGCCAAGGAAUAGUGGUCGAAGAACAGUGCGAUAUUCUCGUCAAUGCAUCAGGAUUUCUUAACAAGUGGACGUGGCCGAACAUUGAGGGACUUCAUGACUUCAAGGGGAAGUUGAUCCAUACAGCUGCGUGGGACCAAUUGUACGAUUGGACCAACAAGAAGGUCGCCGUUAUCGGCAAUGGCUCCUCUGCGAUCCAACUGGUCCCCCAUCUCCAGAAGACGGCCAAACAGGUGGUUAAUUAUGUUCGCAGUCCCACCUGGAUAGCUGCGAACUUCUUGGAAGAGUACAGCGAGGGCGGAGUUCAGGUCUACUCGGAAGAGAGAAAGAAGCAGUUCAGGGAAGAUCCUAGCAGCCUUUUUGAGCUGCGCAAGAAGAUGGAACACGGGUUCAAUGGUCUCUUCCGUGCCAUGCUGAUGGGGACCUCAGAGCAAAAGGCCAUGGCGAAGACGUAUAGAGACAUCAUGGAAAGCCGUCUAGGCAGAAAACCCGAGCUGAUCGACCGUUUUGUGCCCACGUUCACUGUGGGCUGCCGCCGGCUAACUCCAGGGGACGGCUACCUCGAGGCCUUACAGGAAGAGAACGUCAGAUGCCUCUGGUCACCCAUCGCGAAAGUCACAGAGACGGGCAUCCUCACGGAAGAAGGACUCGAAGACUUCGAUCUAAUUGUGACCGCGACCGGUUUCGACGUCAGUUUUAGGCCUUCAUGGAACCUCAUCGGCCGAAACGGCGCUUCGCUGAAAGAUACCUGGGCGAAGAAUCCAACAUCGUACUUCAGCAUUUGCGCCGUCGAUCACCCCAACUACUUCGUCUAUGCCGGGCCAAACUCGCCUGUCGCACAUGGAGUCUUACCAGGUGCUCUGGACCAAAUGUCCAGUUACAUAUUGAAAUGGUGUAAGAAGAUCGCUGAGGAAGAUAUCAAGUCGAUAACAGUCAAACCUAAAGUGGUAGAUGAUCUUAACGUCUGGUCCCAAGAACUACUCUCGCGCACUGUGUGGGCGGGCAAUUGCAGGAGCUGGUACAAGAACGGCACAAUUAAUGGCAAUAUCACUGCCUUGCACGCCGGAAGUGCCAUGCAUUUCAGAGAAAUGCUGGAAAAUAUUCGGGGUGAGGAUUUCGAAAUCUCAUACAGAUCAGCCAACGAGUUUCGGUAUCUGGGAAAUGGCCUGACUUUGAGGGACGCAAAUGGUGGUGAUCUAGCGUAUUACCUCAAGCAGUGA
Messenger RNA from Exophiala spinifera, 1677 nucleotides. RefSeq lists its product as uncharacterized. The transcript is spliced from 8 exons. NCBI's taxonomy places the organism in Eukaryota, Fungi, Ascomycota, Eurotiomycetes, Chaetothyriales, Herpotrichiellaceae. The record is from RefSeq and is a predicted model, not a curated record. Gene Ontology annotation, molecular function: flavin adenine dinucleotide binding; NADP binding; N,N-dimethylaniline monooxygenase activity. Bases 1 to 1677 code for a protein of 558 amino acids.